UCACACGAGCCGUUCGCGUGCGGCCCGGGAUAUAAAUAAGGGCAGCGAGGCAGCGCGCGGGCAGACAGUCAAUCGCUUGCGUCUGUCGGCGACCAUCACAGAGAGAGAGAGAGAAAGAGCGCGCGCGCGUGACACUGAAACUCGUUAAAACUCGGGGAUAACGCUGCGGCGGGGAUAACUCCACUCCACUCCACUCCACUCCCACACUGCUGGACUUUUACUGCGCACGCUCCCGGCGUGUUUUUCUUCUUCUUUAAGGACGACUGAAGAGUUGAUCAUUUGUUACACAUUUUCCUGGAUAUUGUACGCAGAAAAAAACAAAUCAUGCCUGCUGAUAUGAUGGAAAAGAACUCGUCUUCCCCGGUGGCUGCGACCCCGGCGAGCAUGAACACCGUCCCGGACAAACCCAAGACAGCCUCCGAGCACAGAAAGUCAUCCAAACCCAUCAUGGAGAAAAGGAGACGAGCCAGGAUCAACGAAAGCUUGGGUCAGCUCAAAACCCUCAUCCUGGACGCUCUGAAAAAAGACCGCUGUUUUCACCCACAGAGCUCCAGACACUCCAAGCUGGAGAAGGCGGAUAUCCUGGAGAUGACCGUGAAGCACCUCAGGAACAUGCAGCGCGCGCAGAUGACCGCCGCUCUGAACGCGGACCCCACCGUGCUCGGCAAGUACCGCGCGGGCUUCAGCGAGUGCAUGAACGAGGUGACGCGUUUUCUGUCCACGUGCGAGGGCGUGAACGCCGAGGUGCGCACGCGGCUGCUCGGACACCUGGCCAACUGCAUGACCCAGCUGAACGCGAUGAACUACACAGCGCAGGCGCACGCCGGACCCGCGCCGCCUCCUCCGACCUUCGGACAGCCCGUGGUGCAGAUCCCCGGCGCGACGCACGUGCCCGUGCCCGUCUCGGUGCCGGCGUGUAAGAGCGCGCCUCCAUCCGGCGCGUCGCCGUCUGACGCUUCCAAGGUGUACGGCGGCUUCCAGCUCGUCCCGGCUACAGACGGACAGUUUGCCUUCUUGAUCCCCAGCGGCGCGUUCACCCCCGGCGGCCCCGUGAUCCCGGUGUACGCGAGCGGCGCAGCCACGCCCCUCUCAGCAGCCGCCGCGUCUCCGCGCGAGGCCUCGCUCACUUCAGACUCUGUCUGGAGGCCUUGGUAGAAAAACCCAGAGAGACAGAAAGACUUCUGAAAGACUUUUACACUGUUCAUAUGCUACAUGUUUCGUCUGUUAAAGUUUCGCUUUUUUGUUUAGUUUUUGUUUUGUUUGUUGUUGUUUUUUUUUUUAAUGGAAAUGUGUUUUAAGAAGAGAUUUUUUUAUGCACUAUAUUUGUACAGCUCAAAAGGGAGAGAAGUUCAUAUUGAAACGAGAUUUAUACUUAUAUAGCUAAUGUCUGUUCGGUGCAUUUUUUUAUAUUUGCGGUAUCUUUUUUUUCUAAAGGUGAUGCCAAAGAUAUGCGGAAUGCUUUUUUUUUGUGCGAGAUUCUUCUUUUUGGAAGACUAAUAAAUUUGUUUAAAAAAAAAAAAAAAAA
Molecule: messenger RNA, 1525 nt
Organism: Ictalurus punctatus (channel catfish)
Lineage: Eukaryota; Metazoa; Chordata; Actinopteri; Siluriformes; Ictaluridae
Gene: hes1
Product: hairy-related 6
Exons: 4
Coding region: 325-1155 (276 amino acids)
Biological process (GO): Notch signaling pathway; regulation of transcription by RNA polymerase II; anterior/posterior pattern specification
Cellular component (GO): nucleus
Molecular function (GO): DNA-binding transcription factor activity, RNA polymerase II-specific; RNA polymerase II cis-regulatory region sequence-specific DNA binding; protein dimerization activity
Source: RefSeq, a predicted model, not a curated record